AGUAUCGUUUUCUCUUAUUGGAAGUCAACCCUCAAUCUGCUGGCCCACGUGCUCAGCAGCCACUCUGUCUCUUACUGCCAGGUCGACGGGGAUACCAGCUACGCAGAUCGUUCCACCCGACUGCAAAUGUUUAAAGAGAACGAUUCGUUACAAGUCCUUCUCUUGACCAUGGAGACCGGCGCCGUAGGAUUGAACCUCACAGUGGCGAGCCGCAUUCACAUUGUUGAGCCGCAAUGGAACCCAUCAGUCGAAGAACAAGCAAUUGCUCGUGCAGUACGCAUGGGCCAAAAGAGGGAAGUUGUGAUUUUCCGAUAUGUACUUCAGAACACUGUCGAACAGGUGAGC
Cryphonectria parasitica EP155 is the source of this 345-nucleotide messenger RNA. RefSeq lists its product as uncharacterized. Lineage: Eukaryota; Fungi; Ascomycota; Sordariomycetes; Diaporthales; Cryphonectriaceae. The annotation marks the transcript as partial. The record is from RefSeq and is a predicted model, not a curated record. The transcript has 2 exons.